Lindgomyces ingoldianus is the source of this 1492-nucleotide messenger RNA. Its product is annotated as Rtt106-domain-containing protein. Gene Ontology annotation, molecular function: nucleosome binding; histone binding. Lineage: Eukaryota; Fungi; Ascomycota; Dothideomycetes; Pleosporales; Lindgomycetaceae. The transcript has 3 exons. The coding region runs from base 66 to 1403 and encodes 445 amino acids. The record is from RefSeq and is a predicted model, not a curated record.
CUCCAUCUGCACCAUCAAUCUCACCACGAAUCUUCAUUACGUCUCACGCCUCUCACAACUCAACUAUGGCAGGCGCACAUACCCAAGAAAUUGACCUAGCAUUUGCGGGCAAUCACGAGCUGCGCAAAAGAGUGCACGCGGCUAUAGACCAGAAUCCCACCCAAAUCACCCUAUUCCGCGACAUCUCAUCCUACAUGCUCAACCACACCUCCCCUGCCUCUGCCGAACCAGCGACAAAAAAGCGCAAGCUAGACGACAGCAACGGCGUGUCCGACGGCGCCAUAGGUGGCCUAGGCAGACUCGCGAGCACCGAUAUGAAAGCAUGGCGCUCCUACCCCAGCGUCAGCUUCUCAAUACCGCAGCGCAAAAAGUUGACGCUCGAAUUGGUCACGAACAAAGCGGAAGGCGGGAUCAGGGGCCUCAGCGCUGAUGGGAAGGUUGAGUUCGGAAUUGCCUGGAAAGACGUGGACCAAGUAUUCUGUCUCCCCGUGCCUGAAAAAGCCAAACGUCAGCACAAUUUCGUGGUCCUACCUAUCCACGGCGACGGCGUAAACCCAGUGCCCGAGCAUCUCAAAGCCUCGCCGCCCGAAGCCAUCGUAUGGACGUUCGAAGAGGCGACAGGCAAGAACAUCAUUGAAGGCGAAGACCCCGGCCCAGGCCCUAUGGCAGAAGCAAUACACCAUUGCCUGAUCCAGGCUGGGACGGGGAAAUCCGUGAUAUUUCCCACCGCAGAGGAUUUCCAGAGCGCGAUUGUGCAGAAUCAUAGGAAGGGAGAGAAGGCGUAUCAUGUGAAGGCGCAUCGGGGGAGUAAAGACGGCUACCUCUUCCUCACCUCUGUCGGCAUAAUCUUCGGCUUCAAAAAACCCCUUUUAUUCUUCGAUUUUUCCUCUAUAAACAGCAUAUCCUACACAGCCGUACUCCGCAACACCUUCAACCUCGUCAUCACCACCUCCAACCCCUCCAACCAGGAAAUCGAGUUUGCAAUGAUCGACCAAGCAGACUACCCAGGUAUCCAGGAGUACGUGCAGAAGCAUGAGCUGCAGGACGCGAGUAUGGCGGCGGCACGGAGGGCAAAGAAACUUAACGUGAAUCCGCCGGUUGAGAAGCGGGAUGGCACGAAUGGGGAGAGUAAGGUGGAAGACGGGGAUGAGGAGACGGAGUUGGAGAAAGCGGCGAGGUUGUUGCAGGACCAAGAAGAUGAGGAUGAGGAUGAGGAGGAUUAUGAUCCGGGGAGUGAGGGGGAGAGCGAGGGGAGUGGGGAGGAUAGUGAUGAUGAGGAAGAUGGGGACGGUGGGGAGGAGGGGUAUGAAGAAGCUGAUGGGGAGGAGUAUGAGGAGGGGUAUGAAGAAGGGUAUGAAGAGGCUGAAGGUGGGAGUGAAGAGAUGGAGGGUCAGCAGUAUUAAGGCGCGUGAUGUGCGAUCGUCGACUGCAGGUGGGAGGAUUUUAAUAUGGGAUAGGUACGGAUCACGGACGGUAAGAUACAGAUAUUGGC